This is a messenger RNA of Salvia miltiorrhiza (redroot sage), 1404 nucleotides long. RefSeq lists its product as uncharacterized. Gene Ontology annotation, molecular function: nucleic acid binding. NCBI's taxonomy places the organism in Eukaryota, Viridiplantae, Streptophyta, Magnoliopsida, Lamiales, Lamiaceae. Bases 1 to 1404 code for a protein of 467 amino acids. The transcript is spliced from 2 exons. The record is from RefSeq and is a predicted model, not a curated record.
AUGACAAGAAGGAAAGAUCUCAGCGGGGCCGAACGACAAGCCAUUGCUUUGUUUCUUCUGCAAAACUCAUCAAAUGGGAUGCUUCACUAUGGGACAGCCAAGGCAGCCAUGGAGAAAUGGGGAUGCUGUCGGAGUUCUAUCGCCCGUUUGUGGAAGGCUGUAAAAGAGGAACAUGCACAAGGUCAGUUGGUCACCGUUCAAAGCAAAAAAAUCAGUAAGAGUCGAAGGAAAAGAGUGCACAUAGAUUUGGAACUCAUUUCAAGUCUUGAAUUGCACAAAAGGGGUACAAUUCGAAGGCUUGCAACCGGCAUAAACUGCUCAAAGAGCACAGUUGGUAGAUGGAUAUCAAAGGGGCUGAUCAGACCUCAUUCUAGUGCCAUUCGACCAGAUUUAACAGCCCCCAACAAGUUAUUACGGCUGCGGUUCUCUCUAGAACAAAUUGUGUAUGGCAGAAUAUGCAAUGUCCUCAAGUUCAAUAACAUGCACAAUGUUAUUCAUGCUGAUGAGAAGUGGUUCUACAUGAGCAAAGUAAAUCACAAAUUUUACUUGACUCCAGCAGAAAUCGACCCACACCGCACAUGUAAAAGUAAAAAGUUCAUCAAAAAGAUUAUGUUCCUAUGUGCAGUGUGUAGGCCGUUAUUUGAUGAAGAUGGAAAUGUAUUAUUCGAUGGAAAGAUAGGGAUUUUUCCGUUCACUGAGAUGGUACCAGCGAAGCGAAAAUCAAAGAACCGGGAGGCUGGAACCUUAGAAGAGAAGCCAAUUCAGUCCAUCACUAAACAAGUGAUGAAGGACAUGUACAUCUACAAGCAAGAUAAUGCUAAGCCCCAUAUAAAAGAUGAUGAUCCUGAUUUUAGAGCAGCUGCAAGUGCAAAUGGAUUUGAUAUUCGAAUUAUUCAUCAACCUCCAAAUAGUCCAGACGCCAAAAUCAAUGAUUUAGGUUGGUUUAGGGCUAUUCAAAGCUUGCAAGUGCAGGCAGUUAGCUCAAAUGAAACUGAACUAGUGCAGGCAGUGCAGAAAUCAUUUGAGGAGCUUAGUGCAGUGACUUUAAACAAUGUGUUUUUGAGCCUUCAAGGCUGCUACACUGAGAUAAUGAAGGUUAAAGGGCAGAAUUGUUAUAAAAUCUCACACAUGAAGAAGGGGAUGCUUGCAAGACAGGGGAAUUUUCCAAUGGCAUUAGAGGUCCCUAAAGAGCUAGUGGAAGAGUGUUUGGCAUACUUGAUUGAGCAGGGAGAUGUGGAUGGCAUAGAAGAGUUGAGGGAGCAGUUGGGAUUACAAGAGGAUGGCAGAGAUGACAUUGGACAAGAAGAUGCAGGCAGAGAUGACAUUGGACAAGAAGAGGAUGCAAUUGAUGCAAUGGAGGCAGCCUUCAAUCAAAUGAAAUUGAUUGAUGAUGCCUCCAUUUAG